Solea solea (common sole) is the source of this 1990-nucleotide messenger RNA. It is a transcript of the gene fa2h, whose product is annotated as fatty acid 2-hydroxylase. Bases 239 to 1378 code for a protein of 379 amino acids. NCBI's taxonomy places the organism in Eukaryota, Metazoa, Chordata, Actinopteri, Pleuronectiformes, Soleidae. Gene Ontology annotation, biological process: lipid biosynthetic process; fatty acid metabolic process. The record is from RefSeq and is a predicted model, not a curated record. Gene Ontology annotation, cellular component: membrane; endoplasmic reticulum. Gene Ontology annotation, molecular function: iron ion binding; fatty acid 2-hydroxylase activity; heme binding. The transcript is spliced from 7 exons.
CAUUUGUGAGCUGUUGUGCCGGCGCGUUUGAACGCCUCACUGACCCCGCCCCUCAGUCGCUGUCCUCCGCUGAAGUCCCCAGAGUUUUACAGCAGCUGGGUGUCACCGGCGGAGCUCUGCAUUCUACACAACAGUCAGGUCCACGGCCCCCCGAGGAGGUCACUCUCUUUCUGCGUCCCCUCCCUGUCUUCACUUUUCACUUCGGGUGGACGCUCCGCAACUCCAUCCGCUCGCCAGGAUGUCUCCGUCCACGUCCCCCCGCUGCUUCACGGAGAGGGAGGUGGCCCGCCACUGCACCAAGGACUCCUGCUGGGUGCUGCUGGGGACCAGGGUGUACGAUGUGACCGCCUUCCUGCGGAUGCACCCGGGCGGGGAGGCGCUCCUACUUCGCCGGUCGGGCAAGGACGUAAGCCAGGAGAUGGAGGGACCCCCGCACAGACACUCGGAGAACGCCCGGCGGUGGAUGGAGCAGUACUACAUCGGGGAGUUGGACACGAACAGCCGCACCGACGAGGCACAGACUCUGAGAGAGAGGAGGAAGGAGACGGAAGAGACGGAAGGAAAGAAGACAGACUCCAAGGUGGAAGACGAGGAUGAGAACUCCCCGUACAACCUCUGCAGCCCUGUAGACCUGGAUAAGGAUCUGGUGGACUGGCGGAAGCCUCUGGCGUGGCAGGUGGGUCACCUCGGGGAGAAAUAUGACGCGUGGGUUCACCAGCCCGUCGACAGACCCAUCAGACUGUUUGGAAACCCGUUGCUGGAGGCCGGCACCAAGACUUCCUGGUACUGGGUUCCAGUGGUGUGGAUGCCCCUCGUGUUAUAUCUCAGCUGGUACUGCUACACGACGCUGGCCAAGGGCAACAGCAGGAUAGACGUCACCUCAGAUUUCUCCAUCACGAUCCAUAAGUACUCGUUCCCGCUGCUGUUUCUGCUGGGCUGGUUCUUGUGGUCAUUCAUCGAGUACUGCAUCCAUCGCUUUGUCUUUCACAUGAAACCGCCAGCCCAUAAUUACUACCUCAUCACGCUGCACUUCCUCCUGCACGGGCAGCACCACAAGUCUCCGUUCGACGGCUCUCGCCUGGUCUUCCCGCCCGGCCUCGCCUCCUUAGUGGUGGGAUGCUUCUACGGCGUCCUCCACAGCACCUUCCCAGAGAUGAUCGGGCUGUGCUUGUUCGUCGGAGGACUGUGCGGCUACGUCGUGUACGACAUGAUCCACUACUACCUUCACUACGGCGCGCCCAAGAGAGGCUCGUACAUGUACAGCCUGAAGGCCUACCACGUCAAACACCACUUUGAACACCAGCGAUCAGGUUUCGGAAUCACCACCACGUUCUGGGACCACCCCUUCCACACAGUCAUCCCCGACGAGGAGUUCUAACGCAGACCCGGCUCUUGUGUAGGGCCUCAGGACUUGUUGUUGUUAUAGUCGCCGGCCCUCAUGCUCCCAAAAAGCCCACUGAUGCCGUUUUAUCACAUGGUUCCGUCUCUGCAGCCACAGCUUCCACAGCUUCCACAGCUUCCACAGCUUCCUCAGCACAGGACAGAAACGUCCACGUCUGCACGCGCCUGGAACCUCUGCGCUGUGCUGUCGCCCCAAACCCCCCGUGCGUCACAUCCAGCCAUCGACUCUUCCUUCAUUUUCUGCAUCUGAACUCCUCACUGCAGUGAUGUCUGCACAGCUGCGCGGCCUCUCUGUGCUAUUUUAUUUUUUAUUUUUUUAACUUUUUUUUUAACUAAACUGGUAAACACCACUGCUGCACUCACCUGCCAGCCACGCCCUCCCCUCACUAAGCUGCUCAGCUGGAGUUUGUUGGGCCAUAGAGAGAAUGUAAGGGAGACACACACACACACACACACACACACACACACACACACACACACAUAUAAAGCAAAACAUGUGCAAAAAUCAGCAUCUUCUUUGAUUGUUAUUGUUUUAUGUUUUGUUUUAAAUAAUAUAUAAAAAAAUUCAAACCAUCUCCAAAUACAAAAU